AUAAAUCAAUGGGGUUCACAUAACGUGGGCUACAAGGACCAGUCUCCUCUAUUUCUGCAUGCAUCAUUUAGAGGCAUAACAACGCUGGCAGGGGGAAGAGCAGCACGUGCUAUAUCACACGGGCAUGAACAGAUGAAGAUGCACUUGGGCAGCGCAGAGAUAUCUUUUCUUCGAUAAAGAUCCUUGUUCGCAACUCUCAGCCAAUCAGUUGGUGUUUAAGAAGGAGAGUCGAAACAAGUUGGGACCAUUCAUUCAUUGUGAAACUACAAAGAGGAUUGUAUUUGUUUGGUGGUGCUCUACACAAUAGGGAGCUACCUAGUGGAUUAUUGUACUUGCGACGCGGUGAAGGGGUGAAGUUUAGCCUUAGGGACAAAUGUUUUUGCACAUUGAAUAGAGUUGUGAACGUAUCCGGGAAUAUUACUACACUACACCAACUGAUCACAGACUUGGAUAUCAUUAAUAAACUUGUCUACUUGAGUUAAGUUAUCAUUGCAGACGCUAAUCAUGAAUCUCCACAUCUUUUGGAUAACACUUGUCACUUCUUGGAGCUUUUGUUAUGCAAACCUGAUAGAUGUGAUGCCAGACUGCUGUGGAAGGGGAGCCUCCUUUGCCAGUUUGGGUCGCACAUGUGAUGACCUUGAGACCAUUCCUGACAUAGCACCUGAAGAUCAGGAGACCUGUAUGGUUAUAAUGAAGUCCUGCUGUGCUCACAGUCUAGGACCCGUCUUGUGUGAAAGGGCCAUUAAUCACAGAAUGUCCGUAGGCAGUUGUCACUCUUUUAACAACAGCACGUGUUACUCAGCUGGCAAGGAAUGCUGUGAUUGUUGUGAGAUUGGUAUCAAUGCAUAUCAUGAUGGUAUCGAGUGUGAAUCCAUGAGCACAGGUACAUCAUGUGACCGUGCCUUCACCUACUGCUGUAAUGCAGCUGCCUCCAGCUAUGAUGAAAAUGAAUGUUCCCUGACCACGAGCCAUAGAUUGUGUACAGAGCGAUGCAUUAAUCUGAUUGGCAGCUAUGUUUGUGAGUGUCAUCCAGGCAAUCAUUUACUAGAGGACAACAUUACAUGUGUGUCAGAUGGUGACACACGACCCCCUCCUUUGGUCUUGAUGUGUAGUCAGGCACCUUGCCAGCAUGAAUGUCGGCAAGUUGGCAGAGAAUAUGAGUGCUACUGCCGAACAGGAUAUCGACUCAUGUCAGAUGGACAUACUUGUGAAGAUAUUGAUGAAUGUGCUGUGACUGAUCAACUGGCAUGCAACUAUGCAGAAAGAUGUAUCAAUACAAUUGGAUCAUUUAACUGCAUCAGUGAUGUUGUGUGCAGGAGUGGGCUCAGAUACGACCCUACAAAUCAGUAUUGUGUUGAUAUUGAUGAGUGCGCAGAGCGGACAGAUACCUGCGAUGAACUAAGCAUUUGUGAAAACAGGUAUGCCAGCUAUACAUGUCGUCAUGCUAGCUGUCCUGCAGGUUACUACUAUGACAGAACUUCAUCGCAAUGCAAAGAUAUUGAUGAAUGUGCUAGGGGAACUCAUGAAUGCCUUGAUGGAGCUCGAUGUGACAACCUUCCUGGAAGCUUUCAUUGUACUAGGAUAGUGCCUUGUGGUACAGGAUAUACAAUCAAUGCAAAUACACAACAAUGUGUUGAUAUUGAUGAAUGUAGUCAGGACAGCCACACCUGUCAGAGGACAGAAUUUUGUAGAAAUAUCAGGGGAAGCUAUGAAUGUGUGCCAUGUCCACGCGGUUUCAGGACUGAUGGCAAUGUGAACAGGUGUACACAAGAUAUCAAUGAAUGUGAGGAAGGAACAUUUGAAUGCAACGAUGGUACCCGAUGCCAAAAUAAUGUUGGAAGCUACACAUGUAUUUCUGUGUGUUUAAGUGGCUUUGAGUACAGUAGAAUUCGCCGUGCUUGUCUGGAUGUGGAUGAAUGUCGGAGAGGGAUUGCAAAUUGUGCACCCUAUGAAAUCUGUCAAAACACAAAUGGAAGCUUUACCUGCGGUUGUAGACGAGGAUUUAGACUAGGCUCAUAUGGGCGUUGUGUUGAUAUUGACGAGUGUCGAGAAGGAUUGAGUGAAUGUGAACCAAACCAGAGGUGCUACAACCUUCAAGGACAGUACCAGUGUCGCAACAUGUGCAGAAAUGGUUUCAGGUUCAACAACUUAAACAACUUCUGUGAAGAUAUUGAUGAAUGUGCCGAGGGGCUUGAUAUUUGUCAGAACAACCAACGGUGUAUCAAUCAAGAAGGUGGCUAUGUGUGUCAAUGUCCUCCAGGACACCAAGCGAAUAGAAAUCAAGCUACUUGUGAAGAUAUUGAUGAAUGUAGUCUUGGAUUAUGUAGAGGAACAUGCGAGAAUCUACCAGGCUCAUACCUCUGCACCUGCCCAACCGGAUAUGCUCUCAUGGAAAAUAAAGUCACCUGCAAAGACCUUGAUGAGUGCACAGAUGGAUCUCAUACUUGUAUUGGAGAUGAGGUUUGUUUCAACACACGUGGGGGAUACAAGUGCCAGAGCAUUAACUGCCCAGAAUACUAUGAACUAAGAGCAAGCAAUGACAUCCAAUGUGUAAAGCGUUGUCCACCUAAUGCACCAAACUGCCCUCGUGGAAACCUCAACAGUACCAUCAGUCAUACAUUUGUGGCUCUUCCAAGUAUUCCAUUCCUGCGUCAGCCAAUCAGACUGCUUACCAUAGGGCUUCCUAACUACAGAAGUGCUUAUGGAGGACAUUCACAGACAUACUUCAGAUCAGUCAGUGGCAAUGAAGACAAUUACUUUGUCAUUACAAGGUUAUUCCCAAGAGGUUUACCUACAGGUUACGUGUCCCUCCAAAAACCUAUCUCUGGACCCUAUGAAACCGUUCUUCACCUUGAGAUUGUCACAGAAGUGAGGAAUCCAGUCACCCGAAUGACGGAGGUGACAGCAACUUCUUACCUGAUGAUUCAUGUAGAUGUAGGAGAGCAUUCUUACUAAAUCCAAAAACCAAAGUGGAUCAUGAUAUAUGGAAUGCCACUGGAUAUUCUUGAGACAUAUGGACAGAUAUAUGAUAAGGUAGUUAACAAUGAAAAAUAUGAGUCAUGAGGAGGGUUGUUAAUUCAAGCAAUGACCUCUAACUUGCAGCCUUCUGUCAUACUGGAAUGAUUUUAUAUUGUAAGGAUUGAGCAUUUUUCAAUGUUUUUAUCAUAUUACUAUUCAUGAAUGCAAUGUGAGCCGUUAUGUAGUGAGAGGAUUUUGUGCUGUGUUAGCGUGUCAUAAGAAAAGGGGCAGUGGAAAAACACCUAGUGCCUGUAACUUAAAAGCUUCGCAAUAUAUAUAAAAAAUUGUGAUUGCAAGUCAAAAUCACUGAUAUGCAUACCGGUAUUGUUGAACAUCCUCACUAUCUAUCAAUCAAUCAGAAUUAUACUUUGAAAUUUGCAAUUGAUCACAAAUCUCUGUUACAUUUGCCCUGUAUAGGAGAUGGAGCGAGUACUUAAGUGGGUUACUGUACAAGUAGUACAAAACAAUCAGAAGCAAUCUUUGGGAUUGGUGCUAAAAUACUGUAUAUUGUCUGAAUUCUAAUGUUAAAUUAUGUACAUAGACAUCUUUUCACUGUGCAAAAUAAUGGUGCUGUACUUCAGUGUGCAUAAAUUUUUUUACCAUACAUUACAUGUAUCAAGUAAAGUUCAAAUCUUGUAAUAAUCAUUGAUAAAAAGUUAAUGUCAAUUAGUCACAACACUCCACAUGAUAUGACAUAUUUUCUGAUAAUAUUCAGUUUAAGUUGUGUGACAGUUUAAAUUGUACAUGUUCAAUGGCUUUUGAGCUCAGAGAUAACUGAUAACAUUUGCAUUUAUGCAAAUGUUAUCAGUUAUCUCUGAGCUAACUGAUAACAUUUGCAUUUAUGCAAAUGUUAUCAGUUAUCUCUGAGCUCAAAAGCCAUUGAACAUGUACAAUUUAAACUGUCACACAACUUAAACUGAAUAUUAUCAGAAAAUAUAAGAUAACAUUUCCAUCGACUCUUAUCCAAGUAAUCUUGGGCAAAGGUCUCAUCUGGUUAAAAUCCAUGAACAAUGUUUAUUUUUUGUCAGAGUUUACUCUGAACAUGACCAUCAUAAUUGAUAAGUUUUGGUAAUGCAUCCAUGAAUGACCAAAGGCAACCUAUCCCUCCCCCUCCCCCCAUAAAAAAUAAAAAGUAGUCUAGGGUAAAAUGUGAGUCACUGAUUAACCCAAUUUGGUCAUUAUCUUUGCCCUCGAGUGUUCGAAGUCCUGUGUACAUUUAGGCCCGAAUUCACAAAGAUGGACUAAAGUUAUACCGGGGUUUAAUUUAGCCAUGGGUUAACUAAUACCCGGGUAUAAAGUUAGUCCACCGCGCUAUUCACAAACGGUGGACUAACUAAUCCAUGGACUAACUUUAGCACCCAGGGUUAAAUUUAACCCAUGGCCGAGUAAUAUCCCGGUAUAACUUUAGUCCACCUUUGUGAAUCGCAAAAGUUAGCCCCUAGGGACUAACUUUAGUCCAUGGAUUAAAAUGACGUCAAAUGACGCAUUUUAUACCCCGGGUAUAACUUUAGUCCACCUUUGUGAAUUUGGGCCUUAAUGAUUAUUCUACAUCAAACAUUCAUUUUCUAAAAAGGAAAAUAGUAUUUUCAUCUAUGCAACAUUACAAAAAUAAUUAAAGGUAAGGUGUUUGUUGUGUUUUACAGAUUACUGAGGUCAUUACAUACAUGUUUCAUACUCUUUCAUCUUAUUAUAUGUAUGACUUGUAGAACUAUUGCUUAGGGAACUACACUAUUUAAUUUAAUUUUAUAUCAGAGUUUAUUUGAUGCAUAAUGUAAAAAUGUAAAAUACUUUCAAAAAUAGAUUCCAGUCUAAUUUUCCUAGAAGUCAACAUCUCCAAGUUUUAAGCUAUAAAGGAAUUGUGGAGUGAAGCCGAAGAUCAAUAUAAUAGAAGUGAGAUUUUACAUCAAUUUGAAGGAGACUGAUGUUCUUAAAUUAAAAUUGUUAAGUACUCUAAAUGUCAAUUCAUCUUGUAGUCUGAAGGAUGAUUUGUUGGUUAAUGAUAGAGUGUGACUUGUAUUUUUUUAAUCAUCUCAAAUUGAAUUUAUUAUCAUGAUUUCUUUUUGUAUUACCAAUCAUGUUUAUAUACUCCUCAACUUGUACAUAUUGUGUUUGUUUUAUAUUUCACUUUUUAUAUAAAGAUUUACAGUUACUGUAUGCCUCACUUUACAACACUUUCUUAACCAGCAUUAUGCACAUCGAAAAUCAAGAGUUGCUUAACUCAAUCAUUUUUAUAGCCUAUAAUCUAGGUGGAGGUUGCAACUAUUGUAUUUGUUUUUACAAGUUUGAUGCUAUCAUGCAAGACGAAAGCGAUACAUUUGAUGCGGCAAGGCUAAAGAGGAUGUGAAGCAAACACUGCCAUUCCCGUCUUGUGUUAGUCAUUGUUUUCUUUUUUUAUUGAUGAAUGUCUGGUGAAAGUUUUCCAUAUUGAAGUACGGUAGAUAAAAAGAAAACCACUACUUAAGCAAGAAAGUGUAGAGGCAUUGGUUGCUUCACACUCACUUUAGUCUUGCGGUAUCAGACGUAUUGCAUACAUUUAUGGGUAAUAAAUGCCGCUGCAGCCUCCAACUAGAUAAUAUUGGCUUUAGAUUUUGAAGCCUAAGUCUCACUCAUCAAAUAUAUAUUUUUAAAGUAAA
This is a messenger RNA of Lytechinus pictus (painted urchin), 5651 nucleotides long. RefSeq names its product fibulin-1-like. NCBI's taxonomy places the organism in Eukaryota, Metazoa, Echinodermata, Echinoidea, Temnopleuroida, Toxopneustidae. Gene Ontology annotation, biological process: extracellular matrix organization. Gene Ontology annotation, molecular function: calcium ion binding; peptidase activator activity. The coding region runs from base 505 to 2955 and encodes 816 amino acids. The record is from RefSeq and is a predicted model, not a curated record. The transcript is spliced from 18 exons. Gene Ontology annotation, cellular component: extracellular region.